This is a messenger RNA of Peronospora matthiolae, 177 nucleotides long. Lineage: Eukaryota; Oomycota; Peronosporomycetes; Peronosporales; Peronosporaceae. The record is from the annotation of a GenBank genome assembly.
AUGCCGGAUUCCGACUUGCUCGAGUUUUCCAUGGAUGAGCCGACCGGGGUUGAUGUAGGUGAGAGGUCGGAUUCUUUAAGAACGCCUACAGCACCGGCAUCCAAGACUAGGGUGCCAGUGCAAGAACUUAGACCGACGCUGAAGGCACCCGUGCACGAUGAAUUUGAUCUCACAUAA